AAAUGCAACUUAAUUAGAGAGAGAGAGAGAGAGAGAGAGAGAGAGAGAGAGAGAGAGAGAGAGAGAGAGAGAGAGAGAGAGAGGAGCAAGAGUUGAUCAUACGGGUCAAGCAAAUGGAGGGAAGGUUAAAUGCAUCCACCACCUCUGGUUCUGAAUUUCAAGAAGACAAAAGUGAUGGUUCCUUUGGCCAUGAUCAAGAACUUCCAAGGGGUGGGAGUAGAGGGCAAUUCGAUGAUGAGGCUAAUUGGAAAUCAUCGUCACCCAACCUGAUCAAGAGCUCAGGGAUUAACAGGAAGGAGGAGAAAGAACUCGAAUCAGCGAAAGCCGAAAUGACCGAAGUGAGAGAAGAAAACGCGAGACUAAAGACAAUGCUACAGAAAAUCAAGGACGAUUACCGAUCCCUCCAUAUGCGAUUCAUCGACAUGAUUCAACAAGAAGAACCCAAAAACAGCAGCAGCAACAAUAACAAUAAUAACAAGCCAUCUCUCUCCCGGGAGAACAUCGAAGAGACCGAGUCGUUGAUAUCCCUUCGCCUUGGAACGAGCACUAGCGAGCCCAAGAGAGACGAUCACAACACCACGAGCAGCUCGAGCAAGACGAGAGAGGACAACAGCGAACAUCUGCAGCUGAAAGAGAGUCUUAAACUCGGAUUGGAUUAUAAUUUGGAAGCAUCGAAGUCGGAUUGCAUGGAGGUGAUGGCACCGGAACGAAGUCCGGAGAACAGUGUGGAGGAGAUCAUAACAAAGGACGAGGAGGCCGCGGGAGAGACGUGGCCGCCGAGUAAGGCUUUGAAGACGGCGAGAAGUAACGGCGGAGAGGAAGAGAUUUCGCAGCAGGCGAGUGUGAAGAGGGCUAGGGUUUCUGUGAGGGCUAGAUGUGAUACACCAACAAUGAAUGACGGAUGCCAGUGGAGGAAAUACGGGCAGAAAAUUGCGAAAGGAAACCCUUGCCCGCGAGCAUACUAUCGUUGUACGGUUGCAGCAGCAUGCCCAGUCAGAAAACAGGUUCAACGAUGUGCGGAGGACAUGUCCAUCUUGAUCACAACCUACGAGGGAACUCACAACCACCCGCUUCCCGUCGCGGCGACAGCCAUGGCUUCCACCACCUCCGCAGCCGCCUCGAUGCUGAUCUCCGGCUCCUCAACUUCUCAACCAGGGUUGAUUCCACCAGCAGCAGCCGCUGCCUCGGCCGCGUUAACGACCAAUAACCUCCACGGAUUGAACUUCUCUCUCUCCGAUAACUCCAGAGCAAGACCAUUCCACUUCCCAAACACCUCCUCCUCAGCACUGCCUUUCCCAACCAUCACUUUGGACCUCACUUCAAAUAGUACUCCAUCCCAUCAUUCCAACCUUUUCUCUUCAGUUUUUCCCCAAUCCCCAAAAUACCCUUCAAACAGUCUCAGCUUUUCCACAGAAUCCAACAUGGUACCUACUAUUUGGGGAAAUGGGUACUUGAAAAAUGGGUACAGUAAUACAAAUAUUGGGUCAGUUAAUUUUGGAAGAUUACAUUCCCAAUUACUAGACCAAUUCAACAAUUACCAGAAGAGCAGCCAAGCUUCUUCUCAGCAGGUCUUGACAGAGACCUUGACAAAGGCAAUCACGUCGGACCCGAGCUUCCGGUCCGUGAUUGCGGCGGCGAUUUCUUCCCUGGCGGCCGAGGGCGGCGGAAACCAGGGCGGAGGAGGGGAGAAUAUGGGGCAGAAAUUGAAGUGGGGGGAGGCAAUGCAGGCCGUUAGUUCGAAUCCUCUGGCGCCGAACGGGAAACUAGUUUGCGCUACGAAUUACUUGAACCACCAACAACCUCCGUUGCCAUUUUCUCUAUCUAAGAACAAUUCCAAGGAAGCUGCUGGUAGUAGGGAUCAGAUGAAUUGAUGGGUUCUCUUUGCAAAUUUUGACUGUCGAAAAUGGUGCUGACUUUUGAAAUUUGAAAAUUGUUCAUGAGCUAAAGGACGGUCCGGGUGCAAUCGUAAGGUUGCCCCGACGCGCACGUGAUCUGGUGGUCACGGAUUUGAGCCGUGAAAAUAGCAUCUCUAAGUAUGGGAUGCGGUAAGAUUGCAAACAUCUAAUCCUUCUGUUCGUGCACUUAAAAUUUUCAAUACGUGUAAUUGUUGUUUCUUCUUUUAUUUUUUAUCUUUUCAUAUACUUGGACUGAAUGGUAUCAAAUGUGUUGAUAGAUCAAUGAAAGCAAGAUCGUUCAACUCAUCUCUUUUGAGAUACAA
Molecule: messenger RNA, 2218 nt
Organism: Rhododendron vialii
Lineage: Eukaryota; Viridiplantae; Streptophyta; Magnoliopsida; Ericales; Ericaceae
Product: WRKY transcription factor 72B-like
Exons: 5
Coding region: 114-1871 (585 amino acids)
Biological process (GO): regulation of DNA-templated transcription
Molecular function (GO): sequence-specific DNA binding; DNA-binding transcription factor activity
Source: RefSeq, a predicted model, not a curated record